Messenger RNA from Populus nigra (black poplar), 2243 nucleotides. RefSeq names its product probable protein phosphatase 2C 66. The coding region runs from base 403 to 1932 and encodes 509 amino acids. The record is from RefSeq and is a predicted model, not a curated record. The transcript has 6 exons. Gene Ontology annotation, biological process: protein dephosphorylation. Gene Ontology annotation, molecular function: protein serine/threonine phosphatase activity. Lineage: Eukaryota; Viridiplantae; Streptophyta; Magnoliopsida; Malpighiales; Salicaceae.
AUGUAUAGGGUGGAAAUAGUCGAUGAUGGUGAUGAUAUACCUUACCUAACAUAUUGGUUUCUUGGUUUCUCCCUGGCCGCUGGCUGGCUCUCUCUGGUCGUUCAAUGCCGUUAUUUUCAUUUUGAAUCUGAUCAAAUCAAUCGUCUUCUUGUAUAUCUGGAUCGAUGAUGAUAUGAUCAGUGCUCCCUCCCUUUCCAGUCCAAUCCAAGCCAAUCGCCUGUACAAAUAUUGAUCUCUUCUUCCACUUACAGCUACCGCAUAGAUGGUAUUAAUAUUUGUCUUCCUUAAUUUUAUCCUUUAUCUCUUCUUUUCUUUUCCUUCUUCUUGUCCUUCUCUCCUCUCCAGUAGCUAGCUAGCUAGCUUACUAGCUAGCCAUAACUAACUAAUUAACUACUACUAGUAAUGGGAUCUUGCUUUUCCAUCAUGGGGAAGAAGAAGAAGAAGGAUACUGACGAUGACCCACUAUCCUUAUCAUCGUCAUCAAUCACUUCAACUUCUCAUAUUUGGAAGAUGAGAUCAUCAUCAUCAGCUACUAAUGCUAAUGUUGAUCCAAGUGUGCUCCUUCAUAUUCCUGGCAGGCUCACCACCAAUGGAGCCACCAAACUGGGUUGCUUAUAUACUCAGCAGGGCAAGAAAGGCACCAAUCAAGACGCCAUGCUCUUUUGGGAGAAUUUCAGCUCAACCACAAAUGAUACCCUUUUUUGUGGGGUAUUUGAUGGUCAUGGUCCUUAUGGUCAUUUGGUCGCCAAGAAAGUUCGUGAUUCCCUUCCACUCAUACUUUCUACCCGCUGGAAUUCUGCUCAACACAGCUGCCUUCCAAAUGCUCCCCCUGCAGCAGCAGCAGCAACCACAAAUUCUGAUGAAGCCGUGGAUGAUGAAUCUUUUAAUUCUUUGGAGGUCGAUGAAACUGAAAAACAACUCCCAGAUAUGUAUCUUCCACUUAAAAAGUCUUUAUUGAAGGCUUUUAAAUUAAUGGAUAAGGAGUUGAAGUUGCAUCCAACAAUCGAUUGUUUUUGCAGUGGGACCACUGCUGUUACUUUGAUCAAGCAGGGCCAGGAUCUUGUUAUUGGAAAUGUUGGUGACUCCAGGGCAGUUUUGGCAACCAGAGACAAAGAUGACUCCUUGCUUGCUGUUCAACUGACAGUUGACUUGAAACCUGAUUUACCAAGGGAAGCUGCCAGGAUCCUGCAAUGUAAAGGAAGGGUCUUUGCGUUACAGGAUGAGCCAGAGGUUCCACGUGUAUGGUUGCCUAACAAUGACUCACCUGGUCUGGCAAUGGCUAGAGCUUUUGGGGACUUCUGCUUGAAGGAUUUUGGUUUAAUUUCCGUUCCAGAUGUUUAUUAUCGCUGCCUCACUGAGAGGGAUGAAUUCAUUAUUCUUGCUUCAGAUGGGGUUUGGGAUGUCCUCUCAAAUAAGGAAGCAGUUGAUAUUGUGGCUUCAGCCCCUGGCCGUGCAACAGCAGCUAGAGCUCUUGUAGACUGUGCUGUCCGAGCAUGGAGACUUAAAUAUCCAACAUCCAAGAAUGAUGAUUGUGCAGUUGUAUGCCUCUUUCUUGAACAUCUUUGUGCAGCAAAUGGAGAGGUAGAAGAGCAGGAUAAGAAAAAGAUUCCUAAGGAGCCUGGGGAGCAUUUUGUGACCAAUGAGAACGUUGGGCAGUUAGAAACACAAGAUGAUUCUUGUGGUCUUGUUUUUACACAUUCGAGUACCACACAAAACUCUGAUGAGAUUGUACCUGUCUCUGAGUUGCUGGUUGAAAAUCCUUCUGUGAAGUGCCUGGGCCAGUCCAAGAGGAGUCUGGCAGAGUGCAUUUCAACUGCAGAGGAUGAGGAGUGGUCGGCCCUAGAAGGUAUCACAAGGGUUAAUAGUUUGCUGAGCCUUCCUAGGCUCCUGGCUGGUGACAAAAGAUCAGCCAGUUGGAGAAAAUGGAUAUGAGAAAUCUGAAGCCUCUACACUCUUAAUCUAAGCAAAUCUGAUUUUGAUGACGUCUUUGCAAUCAAGCUGAUGAAAUUUGUUGAUUUUGCAACUGUAUAUAGUUUGAAGUUGCUGGCUAGAAAUUGAAAGGUCUCCCAGUAUAUCGAAAAGGGAUCGUUUUCUAAUUUUAAGUUUGUAUUUUCAUUAGAUCAGGUGAAUAUCCUACUGAGAAGAGUGGCCUCACAGAUUUUGUUCGUGAUAUUAUUCAUGGAAUAUGACCAUAUGUUGUUUGUUGUGCUGCAAUCAAAUUCAUGCUGACUUUUUUCUUUAAA